AUGGAUCUGACUCUUAGGACCAAGCUACAAUAUGGGGCAAUGUUUUUUGCACUGUUGGGAUGUGUGCUUACCUGUGUUAGCACUUUUGUGCCUCUCUGGAAGAAUCUGAACUUAGAUCUGAAUGAAAUGGAAAUUUGGAACUCAGGACUGUGGCAAACAUGUGUUAUUCAAGAUGAAGGUGGAAUGCAGUGCAAGGACUUCGAUUCAUUUUUGGCUUUGCCAUUUCAGCUGCAGAUGGCAAGAAUUCUGAUGUUCCUCUCAGAUGGACUGGGGAUCAUUGGCCUCAUUGUUUCUUGCUUGUGUUUGGACUGCCUGAAGACUAACGAAAAGAACACCAAGAAAUACCUUGCACUUUUUGGAGGAGCACUAUUCUGGAUGUCUGGUAUCACUGCUCUGGUGCCAGUUUCUUGGAUAGCCUAUGACAUUGUCCAGGAAUUUUGGGAUGAGACAAUCCCUGAAAUCGUGCCUAGGUGGGAGUUUGGAGAGGCCAUGUUUAUGUGCUGGUUUGGCUCUUUCUUCCUUAUGUUUGGGGGCUCAUUGCUGUUUUGUUCAGUGUACUUUGCGACAGAACAACCUAUAAGCUCUCAGACUAAAAACAAACAUGUUGGGCUAUCAUAUGACCCUGCAGCACUACAAAACAGAUGUCCAGAUCUCAUCAUCUAA
Molecule: messenger RNA, 663 nt
Organism: Nanorana parkeri
Lineage: Eukaryota; Metazoa; Chordata; Amphibia; Anura; Dicroglossidae
Product: putative claudin-24
Exons: 1
Coding region: 1-663 (220 amino acids)
Biological process (GO): cell adhesion; bicellular tight junction assembly
Cellular component (GO): bicellular tight junction; plasma membrane
Molecular function (GO): structural molecule activity
Source: RefSeq, a predicted model, not a curated record